Apodemus sylvaticus (European woodmouse) is the source of this 4103-nucleotide messenger RNA. It is a transcript of the gene Trim9, whose product is annotated as tripartite motif containing 9. The record is from RefSeq and is a predicted model, not a curated record. NCBI's taxonomy places the organism in Eukaryota, Metazoa, Chordata, Mammalia, Rodentia, Muridae. The transcript has 10 exons. Gene Ontology annotation, molecular function: protein binding; zinc ion binding. Bases 148 to 2280 code for a protein of 710 amino acids.
GGCGCCUAGGAGACGCGGGAAGGCGCCACCACCGCAGCCGCCGCCGCUGGCCAAGGUGCUGGACGCCACAGGCCCAUCGGCUGCUUCGCCAGGUCAGGCCCUCACCUCCGCUGCAGCCGCUGCUGCCUCGCUUCCAGCCAGGUCCCCAUGGAAGAGAUGGAAGAAGAGUUAAAAUGCCCUGUGUGUGGCUCCUUCUACCGGGAGCCCAUCAUCUUGCCCUGCUCUCACAAUUUAUGUCAGGCGUGCGCCCGCAACAUCCUGGUGCAGACCCCGGAGUCCGAGUCCCCCCAGAGCCGCCGGGCCUCGGGCUCUGGGGUUUCCGACUAUGAUUAUCUGGACCUGGACAAGAUGAGCCUGUACAGCGAGGCGGACAGCGGCUAUGGCUCCUACGGAGGUUUCGCCAGCGCCCCCACUACCCCGUGCCAGAAGUCGCCCAACGGCGUCCGUGUUUUCCCCCCUGCUAUGCCGCCACCGCCCACCCACCUGUCACCGGCUUUGGCCCCCGUGCCCCGCAACUCCUGCAUCACCUGUCCCCAGUGCCACCGCAGCCUCAUUCUGGAUGACCGGGGGCUCCGCGGCUUCCCCAAGAACCGCGUUCUGGAAGGGGUCAUCGACCGCUACCAACAGAGCAAAGCCGCGGCCCUCAAGUGCCAGCUCUGCGAGAAGGCGCCCAAGGAAGCCACGGUCAUGUGUGAACAGUGCGACGUCUUCUAUUGCGACCCUUGCCGUCUGCGUUGCCACCCGCCACGGGGUCCCCUAGCCAAACACCGUCUGGUGCCCCCGGCCCAGGGCCGCGUAAGCCGGCGGCUGAGCCCGCGCAAGGUCUCCACCUGCACAGACCACGAGCUGGAGAACCACAGCAUGUACUGCGUGCAAUGCAAGAUGCCGGUGUGCUACCAGUGCCUGGAGGAGGGCAAACACUCCAGUCACGAAGUCAAGGCUUUGGGGGCUAUGUGGAAAUUGCACAAGAGCCAGCUUUCCCAGGCGCUGAAUGGAUUGUCAGACAGGGCCAAAGAAGCCAAGGAGUUUCUGGUACAACUCCGCACCAUGGUGCAACAAAUCCAGGAAAACAGUGUGGAGUUCGAGGCCUGCCUGGUGGCCCAGUGUGAUGCUCUCAUUGAUGCUCUAAACCGAAGGAAGGCUCAGCUGCUGGCCCGGGUCAACAAGGAGCAUGAGCACAAGCUAAAGGUGGUCCGGGAUCAGAUCUCUCAUUGCACAGUGAAACUGCGCCAGACCACGGGCCUCAUGGAGUACUGCUUGGAAGUGAUUAAGGAGAAUGACCCCAGCGGCUUUCUGCAGAUUUCAGAUGCCCUCAUAAGGCGCGUUCACUUAACUGAGGACCAGUGGGGAAAGGGCACUCUCACUCCCAGGAUGACCACGGACUUCGACCUGAGCCUGGACAACAGCCCCCUGCUGCAGUCCAUUCACCAGCUGGACUUCGUGCAAGUGAAAGCUUCCUCUCCAGUCCCAGCAACCCCCAUACUACAACUGGAGGAGUGUUGCACCCACAACAACAGUGCUACGCUGUCCUGGAAACAGCCCCCUCUGUCCACUGUGGCCGCCGAUGGCUACAUUCUGGAGCUGGAUGAUGGCAGCGGUGGUCAGUUCCGGGAAGUGUAUGUUGGCAAAGAAACAAUGUGCACAGUGGACGGUCUUCACUUCAAUAGCACAUACAAUGCUCGAGUUAAGGCCUUCAACAAAACAGGAGUCAGCCCCUACAGCAAGACACUGGUCCUCCAGACGUCUGAGGUGGCUUGGUUUGCUUUUGACCCCGGCUCGGCACACUCCGACAUCAUCUUCUCCAAUGACAACUUGACAGUGACGUGCAGUAGCUACGAUGACCGGGUGGUGCUGGGGAAAACCGGCUUCUCCAAGGGCGUCCACUACUGGGAGCUGACCAUAGAUCGCUAUGACAACCACCCUGAUCCAGCUUUUGGUGUGGCUCGCAUCGAUGUGAUGAAGGAUAUGAUGUUAGGGAAGGACGACAAAGCUUGGGCAAUGUAUGUGGACAAUAACCGGAGCUGGUUCAUGCACAACAACUCGCACACCAACAGAACUGAAGGAGGGAUCACAAAAGGGGCCACCAUCGGGGUCCUCCUCGACUUAAACAGAAAGACACUAACGUUUUUCGUCAACAAUGAACAGCAAGGCCCCAUAGCCUUUGAGAACGUGGAGGGCCUGUUCUUUCCUGCAGUCAGCCUGAACAGGAAUGUGCAGGUCACGCUUCACACCGGGCUUCCGGUCCCCGACUUCUACUCCAGCAGAGCUUCCAUAGCCUAAGGGUGUGCUGUGGAGGCACUAGCUGUCCCUGGGAAGGACAGCCUGGAGCCAGCAGCCUCGGCGGACAGAGUCAGAGAAGAAUGAGAACAGCUGGUCCUCAGCCACCUCCACCCUUAAAGGCUCCGCCCUUUCCCAUCAGCCUCUCUGCAUCACUGAACCCAGGCUCCCUUCCUCGCCACCCAGAAACUUGCAGCCCACUGUUCCCCUUUAUUCCCACUUCCACGGGUUGUUUUUCUUUAAUUUAGUGGCUUUUUGUUGUUGUUGUUGUUUGCUUUUUGUUUUAAUGUAGGUUGAAUUAAUUUUAAUUCUUUUCUGAUUAUGUUUUGGUGACUUACCUAUCUACCUGGCACGGCCAGAAGAAAUUCUCCUGGAAACUUUUUUUCUUAAGCUUUUGGACAACGAUGUUCUAGGAGAGCAGAUAGGAAAGAAACCAAAUUUAGAAUUUGCCAUUUGACUCCUAGAAUGUUCUUGCCCUGAUUCUUGUCAAACAAUGUUAGCUCUUUGUGGCUACUUCUUAGAAGGUGGUCAGAGUGCACUUGGGGUCCAGAAGUCUUACCACACCCUGAAGCACAAAUGCAUCAGCUACACUGGCCCCCAGCAGGGUAUGGACCUUUCAAACAGGCUCUAGGCACUGGGAAAACCAGGAGAUUCAAUGAUUUGAUUUAUUUGACUAUUACAAGUUUUUAAUUAAGAACUACUAUGGACCAGGCACUGUUCAGGACACUAGAAUGCUGUGUUCAUGAACAGCCUGUCUUCCUGGAACCUAUAUUCUUAUGUAAUAAAGCAACAAAUAACUUCAAGUUGUUCUAAGUAAGGAAACACAUCAGAGAAGGUGUCACUGACAAACCCCGAGAUUGAUGCUGAACCCACACACUCUGGCCGUCACACCAGAUGAGAAUCAACCCAAUGCUUUCGCCACCGCACUAUCUCAACUAUGGUCUCUGCUGUCACUCACCACAGAGCCCUUCCUUGGCAGAAUUGAUGUCAGCAUUGUUACUCAUUAGUGCUGUGGUCAUAACAAGCCUUAAAAAAUCGAAUGUUAAAACAAAACCCGAAAUGACCAGAAGGUGCAGGACCCAGUCACAACCCUGGGCCUGCUAAGUUUCAAGCCACAACAUUUACAUCCUCAGGACAAACACGCCAUCUCCACGUGUACUCUGUGCCUGUCACAAGUGAGACUCCAUCGCUCACUGCUGUCACAGCUUGACAUUCUAAAGAAGCUCAAAUCGGGUUUGGAGAAGUGUAAGUAUGGCUGUCAUUUCUGGCACAACCACACUUACGACUGACUCCUCACGGAGUAGACACCCUUCAGAUGUUUCCAUUAGACACGAACUUUUAGAGAAUGUAGGACCUGUAUGGGGGGGGGACCUCUGAUUAGUUGUGUAAAUACUUUCCACUGAGCCGAGAACCCACUAGAAUAACAGUAAAUGACAGAGAAGGGAUGGGGGAGCUGGCAGGGCUUCGACUAAAAGUGAUCUAUGUAGAUAGCUCCUUCUCUGCUCGAGUGCUUCCUUUAGAUCAUCACUGUCUUCGUGGUCUUCUAGUUAGAACCUAAUUUAUUGAAUGGGUGCUAUCCUGUCUGUGUCUGUCUCGGGUUGCUGUAACUACAGAACACUGUUGUGAGACCAUACUAGUUUGAUCUUUCAUUGUUCCAAUGAGACUUCAUGGCUGGGCCGCUAGUUACUCUUUAUUAAAUCCACCCCCCAGGUUAGAGUUCUAGUGACUUGUAACAAAUAGUUUACACUGAACUACAACUAUAGAUGCAUACAACUACUGUACUAGAAUAAAGAGGUCAUUCGUGGUAUGCCAAUAAAGCGUUUUGA